This is a messenger RNA of Colias croceus (clouded yellow), 2281 nucleotides long. RefSeq names its product proton-coupled folate transporter-like. Gene Ontology annotation, molecular function: transmembrane transporter activity. Lineage: Eukaryota; Metazoa; Arthropoda; Insecta; Lepidoptera; Pieridae. The record is from RefSeq and is a predicted model, not a curated record. Gene Ontology annotation, cellular component: membrane. Gene Ontology annotation, biological process: transmembrane transport. The transcript has 7 exons. The coding region runs from base 449 to 2035 and encodes 528 amino acids.
GCAAGCGUUCCUCGCAUUUUGAAAUAAUUAUCGUUGAAUGUAUAAACAACAAUUGAAUAACUGAAGCCUUCUAAUACACAAUAAUAUAAUAAUUUAUAUCAAUCACGUUAGGUAAUUAAAAUCUUCAUUGUAAUUUUUGUCAUUGAAUCUUGCUACCGAUGUUCCUUCAAUCUGUACGUAGAUAUUGAAAGUCCACAAAUCGAGUGCUUAUCCAUCCAAUGGAAACAAAACAUUAUUAUCUACAGACAACGGUUAUCAUUAUCUGCGCAUAUUUGUUAUCAAACAAAUAUCGGACAAGUAAAUAAUAAGGCAAUUAUUGUUCUAUCAUAUCGACGUCCACCGUAUUUAAUUAAACAUUGCAACCGAUUAUAACUUACCGUUAUAAAAUGGUCAUAGCAUUGUGAUCGCAAGUGUCACAUAGCGUCUCGACACGUGGGACAAAGCCAAGAUGGCCGACGAGAAGCAAGACCCGGUAAUGGCUGAAGAGAAACCUCUGAAUAAACAUCUCAUUAAGUACAAGGAUAGGAAUUUCUCAGACAAAUUAUGGUACAUUCGGCAGAACAUAACAGUGGAACCGCUCCUGGCGGGGCUCAUCAUACCCAGUGUGAUUUCGAGGUUCGCUAUGAGCAAUUUCAACUUGGACAAAGCGUGCCGACUCAAUUUUAAAUUCGAGGACGAAAUUUGCGAUGCCCUAGUUAAAAAGAACAGCAACAACUAUUCAUCGUAUGAACGACAAGUGCAAACUUUGAUAUCGUCUAUUGAUAUUUGGAGAAGCGUGAUCAAUACUGCUCUACCAUGUAUAAUCAUCAUGUUUUUGGGUGCCUGGAGCGAUCGGACGGGAAAAAGGAAGCUCUGUAUAUUGCUGCCCAUUUCGGGGGAAGUUAUGACGUCAGUGAAUAAUAUUGUCAAUGUUUUCUUCUUCUAUGAAAUCCCGCUCGAAGUGACAAUAUUUUUGGAGACGUUCUUUACGGCAGUAACUGGCGGUUGGGUGACGAUGUUUCUCGGUGUCUUCAGUUAUAUUAGUGACAUAACUUCGGAACAAUCGCGGACAUUCAGGGUUGGGUUGGUUAGUUUUUGUAUGACAGCAGGAGUGCCGAUUGGAAUUGCAGUGGGAGGAAUUUUAGUUCAAAAAAUGGGGUAUUAUGUACUGUUUACAUCUACAACUUUCCUGUUCAGUUUAGUGCUUAUGUACGGGUGCUUCUACUUGAAGGAACCUGAUAACUUUCUUGAAGCUAAAGGACUACCUAAAAUCGAACGCAGGUGCAGCGGUGACGUUUCGUUUUUCGACAUAACGCACGUGCUCGACACGAUCGGCGUUGCGUUCCGGCGGCGCGUCGGUGGCACACGGAUUAAAGUGAUCCUUACCCUGGUUGCUGUGUUCAUUAUAUAUGGGCCGGCUAUGUCGGAACACGCCGUGUUUUAUCUAUUCGUCCGGAACCAACUCAACUGGGACAUGGUGAAGUACAGUGUUUUCGCCAGCUACUCCAUAGUUUUGCAUUCUAUAGGUGCAAUGUUUUCAAUAACAAUAUUAAGUAAAAAACUACAAAUCGACGAUUCUCUAUUGUGUCUAAUCGCGAUGUCAAGCAAAUUUGUUGGCGCCAUCUGGACAACGUUCGUGAAAACUGAUAUAGAAAUGAUUUUAAUUCCCAUUGUUGAGUUCUUCUCAUCAGCAAUACUGACAUCACUGCGAUCCAUCAUAUCAAAAUUAGUGGAAAAAGAUGAAACGGCUAAAGUAAAUUCCCUAUUCUCGUUAACGGAGACAUUGGCAUCCCUGGUCUUCCACCCGCUAUACUCCUGGUUAUACAUGAAUACGCUACAGAUUCUGCCUGGAGCUGUCUUCCUGACGAGUGCAGCUUUGAUCAUACCGGCUACUGUGAUUCUUAUGUUUUUCUUUAUCCAGCAUCGAAGAGCUUUGGGUAAUUCUAGAAGGAACGCGUUAGAGGCACAAGAAAAGAAAGACGCAGAGGCUGAGAAGGUUCCAGAAAAAAUACCGAAUAUUAUAAUGCCAUUAGAAUUAGAAAAGACUAAAUUAUAAUUCUAGUUUUAUUUAAUUGGUUAAAAUUUUGCAUAUGGCACUUUAGUUAAUUAAAACUCAAUUUAGCAUAAUUUUAAUUAACGUCCUAAUUAUAAUUUUAAUAGAUAACAAACAGUAAUGUAUUUAUUGUUAUAACAUGAACUAAAUAUGGUCAUAGUUAUCACAAUCUUAAAUGUUUAUUAGCCGCUCGGCUUCUUACGAACUACUAUAAUACGUGAAGCAAAAGCUGUGUAGGUACGCUUUUUU